AGGUUUCACGUCCAUCUUGUAUGACAAAAUAUCCAAAAGGUUAUAAAGAAAAGAGAAAAUUUCCACACUGAAAAACAAGUGAGUAGAAGAGACUCUGGUCCCACUUUGUCACUAUAUCAAGUGAAUUCGAAGAGCAGAUUCACUGGAGUGUUUUGGGGUGAAUUGCUAAAGCGUGCUGCAUGGUUUACCACCAUUGUAGGGAGAAAAGGGAAGUUGGCAAGUAAAGGUUUGGAAUUGUACACAUUACAAAAUUCCAUGCCCCAUCAUCCAUUCUUAUUCCUUCACGUGUCCCCCAAAACUACACAACGAAUCCCAGCCACACCUCUUCUACAUAACCCUCAACCAACAACAUAUUCUCCUUAUCCUAAAUCCUUAUUCAACUAACCAACAACCUUAAUUUCCCUCUUUCCUUUUCAACAAUGGAAUCCCAUGCCUCCAAUUCAAACUCUCAUCCUAACCAUAAUAACAGCCACCACCACCACCACCCCCCUAGGUUCAAACCCAGCCAACCCAUCUCCGACCGAAUAGUCCGUGCCCUCCGCCACCGUCUCCGCCUCCUCCACCGUGCCGGCUCCACUUUCUUCAUAUUCGGUGCCACCGGUAACGUCUACACUGUCACCCUCUCCUCCACCCCCUCCUGCACCUGCCCUGAUCGUACAACCCCAUGCAAGCACAUUCUCUUUGUUUUCAUUCGAGUUCUGGGCGUGUCCCUUGAUGAUGUCUGUCUAAGGAGGAGGACCCUUCGUCCCUGCCAGCUCCAACGCCUCCUCGGCAAGCCCACUUUGCCAGAGGCAGUGGCGGGCGGCACCCUCCGACAGAGGUUUCACCAACUGUUCUUCAAUGGAGGGUCAAGGAGGCCAAAGAUAGAGACGGAGGAGGGUGCGACGUGCCCGGUUUGCCUUGAGGAAAUGGAGAAGGAGCAAAAGCUGGUUGCAUGUGGGACAUGUCGUAACCCUGUUCAUGAAGAGUGCUUGAUGAGGUGGAAGAGAACAAGGGGAAGAAGAUCGGCUAGUUGUGUGAUUUGUAGAGCAAGGUGGAGGGAUACGGCGGAGCAGGAUCAAUAUCUGAACCUUUCUGCGUAUGUUAGUGAAGAUGACAUCGGAGAACCUGCUGGGGGGCUCUGCACCGGCUGAGUUUCAUGUACAUAUAAUAUAAUGUUUGAUGUGUGGUUAAAGAAUCAUAAUCACAAUUAACUGAAACUGUUUAUGUUGCAAUUAUGAUUAGUCAGAAUACUUGUAUAUUGUUUCUGUA
Messenger RNA from Vigna radiata var. radiata (mung bean), 1251 nucleotides. RefSeq lists its product as uncharacterized. The record is from RefSeq and is a predicted model, not a curated record. Bases 420 to 1133 code for a protein of 237 amino acids. Gene Ontology annotation, molecular function: ubiquitin protein ligase activity; zinc ion binding. The transcript has 3 exons. Lineage: Eukaryota; Viridiplantae; Streptophyta; Magnoliopsida; Fabales; Fabaceae.